AUGUCUGGAAUUUUUUCGAAAACUUUGUCAGAAGUAAAACCAAGCUUACUUACUUCUGGGAUGGGUAUUGGUAAUACACAUAGAAGAAUAUCGUUAGGCUAUCUCCCUCCUGAUAAUAAAAAUCCUUUAGUUAGAAAAUUUAAGAGUAAAGGACAGAAACGAAGGAGAACUAGAAAGAGAAGCACCGGCCAACGAAGUUUUAGGUCCUUGGUAGACGAUUUUGGGAGUAGUGUGCAUGAACCUAUUCCCGAUAUAGAUGAAAGAGAGUUAUUAAAUAAUGUUGAAGAUUAUAACGAAUAUUAUGAUGAUAUAGAAAACCAACCUCAUGAUUCAAGAAGUGGCGAUGAAAUAAGUAGAACCACAUCACUUCCGUCCAUGACUUCUGAAAACUCCGAAAUUGAGACAAAUCCUGAUGUGGAUUGGAUUUUACAAGAACAUGAUCGGAGAUACUCAUCAGCACAUCAUCCAACAUCUGAAGAAGAUCUUCCUCCUGAUAGUAGUGCUGCUGAAGGUGAUGUUGAUUAUGGUUCUUUUAUGAAUCGUGUUCAAACCAGAAGAAAAUUAUACAAAGAGGCCUUACGAGAAGGUUCUCAAGGUCCUCGAAGACAAUCUCUUAUGUCUGUUACAAGUAGGGGGUCUAUACCACAUAUAUAUCAGGAAUCACUAGAUGAAGAAUCUCUGAUGGUUCUUGCACACGAGCAUGUGACGUAUAGAACAGAGGCUAAAGUUUUGGCCUCAUAUUCUCUGCCGUUAAUGUUUACAUUCUUGUUGGAAGAUAUUUUCCCAUUAGUAUGUUCUUUAACUGUCGGUUAUUUAGGUAAGAAUGAAUUGGCAGCCGUUUCCUUAGCAUCGAUGACCUCAAACAUUACACUGGGUUUCUUUGAAGGUAUUGCUACAAGUUUAGAUACUUUAUGCCCACAAGCUUACGGUGCGGGUAGGUAUUAUAGUGUUGGUGUCCAUCUUCAACGUUGUGUUGCAUUCUCAUUAGUUAUCUAUAUCCCAUUUGCCCUUUUCUGGUAUUACUCAGAACCAUUAUUGAUGUUAGUCGUUCCAGAAAAAGAAUUGGUUCAUUUAACAGCUCAAUUCUUGAAAGUAUUAAUAUUUGGUGCUCCUGCCUAUAUUUUCUUUGAAAAUUUGAAAAGAUUCUUACAAGCACAAGGUAUCUUUGAUGCAGGUAUAUAUGUUUUGUUAAUUUGUGCUCCAUUGAAUAUUGUAAUGAGUUGGACUUUAGUUUGGAAUAAGUAUAUCGGCAUCGGGUUUAUAGGGUCCGCAGUAGCUGUGGUUAUCAAUUUCUGGUUAAUGUUUUUCCUAUUAUUAAUGUACGUCAUCUUUAUCGAAGGUAAAAAAUGUUGGGGAGGUUUCUCUAGAAAAGCUUUUACUCAUUGGAGAGAUUUAAUGCACUUGGCAUUCUCAGGUGUUAUCAUGUUAGAAGCAGAAGAAAUAUCUUAUGAAUGUUUAACUUUGUUUAGUGCAUACUUUGGUACAGAAUAUUUAGCUGCUCAAUCUGCUGUCUCAUCAGUUGCCGCUUUAAUAUAUAUGGUUCCAUUUGCAAUUGGUAUCUCAACUUCUACAAGAAUUGCAAACUUUAUUGGUGCUAAAAGAAUCGAUUUUGCUCAUAUUUCAGCUAAAGUUGGGUUGUCAUUUUCCUUUAUUGCAGGUAUGACUAAUUGUGUCUUGCUAACAUUAAGCCGUAACUUUGUUGCAGGUAUUUUCUCAAGAGAUGAGACAGUUAAAGGGUUAAUAUCUGGGAUUUUACCAGUUGUUGGUUUCAUUCAGAAUUUUGAUUCUUUGAAUGCAGUAGCCGGUUCUUGUCUGAGAGGUCAAGGUAUGCAAUCUGUAGGUAGUAUCGUUAAUUUAGUUGGUUACUACUGUUUUGGUAUCCCAUUAGCUAUGAUACUAAGUUGGGUAUUUGACUGGAAAUUAUAUGGACUAUGGGUAGGUAUUGGUUGUGCCAUGCUUGUAGUUGGUUCAAUUGAAUCUUACUUUGUUUUACAACCAAACUGGGAUCGUAUUUUAAGUUAUGCCGAAAAAUUAAGAGAGCAAGAUAGAGAUGAGGAAGAAGAGGAAUACUUUUCUGACUCUAGUGAUGACGAAGGGGACGAACAUAGUACUUCAUCUGAAGAAGCUUCACGCAGACCUAACGAAAAUACUGCUUUGUUAGGAAUUGUAUAA
Maudiozyma saulgeensis is the source of this 2172-nucleotide messenger RNA. The record is from the annotation of a GenBank genome assembly. Lineage: Eukaryota; Fungi; Ascomycota; Saccharomycetes; Saccharomycetales; Saccharomycetaceae.